Molecule: messenger RNA, 2244 nt
Organism: Aspergillus wentii DTO 134E9
Lineage: Eukaryota; Fungi; Ascomycota; Eurotiomycetes; Eurotiales; Aspergillaceae
Exons: 4
Coding region: 1-2244 (747 amino acids)
Biological process (GO): fungal-type cell wall biogenesis; carbohydrate catabolic process
Molecular function (GO): mannan endo-1,6-alpha-mannosidase activity; oxidoreductase activity; zinc ion binding
Source: RefSeq, a predicted model, not a curated record
AUGCUCACCCACUACACCGGGAUGAACCCCGGCGACAACCCCGGCAACCUGCCCGACCCGUACUACUGGUGGGAAGCCGGCGCCAUGUUCGGCGCCCUCAUCGACUACUGGUUCUACACGGGCGACGACACCUGGAACAACAUCACCAUGCAGGGUCUCACCUGGCAAGCCGGCGGCACCGGCACUUUCAUGCCCUCGAAUCAGUCCCGCACAGAGGGUAACGACGACCAGGCCUUCUGGGCGUUUGCAGUCAUGUCCGCGGCGGAGCGCAAUUUCCCCAACCCCCCCGACGACCAGAUGGGGUGGUUGGCGAUGGCGCAGGCGGUGUUCAACACGCAGGCAAGUCGAUGGGAUACGGAGACGUGUGCGGGUGGGCUGCGGUGGCAGAUUUUCUCAUUUAUGAAUGGAUAUGACUAUAAGAAUACGAUCUCGAAUGGGGGGUUCUUUAAUCUGGCUGCGCGGCUGGCCAAGUAUACCGGGAAUCAGACAUACGCAGACUGGGCCGAGCGUGUAUGGGACUGGACGACGGAAACUGGCUUCAUGUCGGAUCAGUAUGAGUUCUGGGAUGGCGCGAAUGACCGGCUGAACUGCACCGAGUUCAAUCGGAUCCAGUGGACGUAUAACCCGGGUGUAUACCUGCUUGGUGCUGCCACCAUGUACAAUCUGACAAACGGCGAUCCCGCGUGGAAAGAACGCACAGCACGUAUCAUCGAAGCCACCGGCAUCUUCUUCCACGGCGAAGGCAAAGACAUCAUGUACGAACGCGCCUGCGAACCCGUCGACACCUGCCAGAUCGACCAGCGCGGCUUCAAAGGCUUCCUCGCACGCUGGAUGUCCGCAUCCACGCAGCUGGCCCCCUUCACCUACGACAUGGUGAUGCCGAAACUGCGCGCGUCCGCCGUCGCAGCAGCAAAGACGUGCGUGGGCGGCUCGAAAAAGACAACGUGUAGUUUGAAAUGGGCAGAGCCGAAAUGGGACGGGCGGGAUGAUGUCGGGCAGCAGAUGAGUGUGUUGGAGGUGGUGCAGGCGAAUCUCAUCAGUCGCGUUGAGCCUCCUGUGACCGAUGAGAAUGGAGGCACGAGUAAAGGCGAUCCCGGGGCUGGGUCACGGCCUCCAGAUCCACGACCACCGGCUAUCACGAUGGACAUCACGACGGGGGAUCGAGCGGGAGCAGGCAUUCUGACGGGCUUCUGCAAAGCUGGCGUGGUCGUCAAUGAAGGUCCAGACUAUGAAGUCAAAGUAGAGAUGGUCCCUGUCCCUCAGCCAGGCCCCGAUGACAUCCUCAUCCGACUCAACGUCACCGGUCUCUGUUCCUCCGACAUCCAUCUCAUGAAAGGCGAUCUAGGCGUCCCGCCCAUGUCCUCCUUUGGCGUCCGCUCACCCGGCCACGAAGGCGCUGGCGUAGUCGUCAAGAUCGGCGACAACGUAAAAAACUUCAAAGUAGGCGAUCGCGCAGGCAUCAAGCCGAUGAUGGAUACAUGUGGUGCUUGUGAUUUAUGCUGGGGCGAUAAAGAGACAUACUGCAGUGGAGCUGUCCUGACUGGAUUAGCAGUGGCAGGCACGUACCAGCAGUACAUUGUGUCCCCUGCGCGGUAUGCAUCGCCCAUCCCCGACGGUGUGCCGGAUGAGAUCGCAGGCCCGAUCAUGUGCAGUGCCAGCACGAUGUACCGGUCGCUGGUGGAGUCUGGGCUGAAGCCUGGGAAUUGGGCUGUGUUUCCGGGUGGAGGGGGAGGCGUUGGGAUUCAAGGCGUGCAGCUGGCGAAGGGGAUGGGGAUGCGGCCGAUUGUGGUGGACAGUGGAGCGAUGAAGAGGGAAUUGGCAUUGAAGAUGGGCGCAGAGGCAUUCGUGGACUUUGCAGAGGAGGAAGAUGUUGCUGGUGCAGUUAUCCAAAUUGCAGAUGGAGUUGGGGCUCAUGGAGUAUUUGUCACUGCGCCAGCGGCAUACAAGACAGCCCUUUCGUAUGUUGGCAAUCGCAUUGGAGCUGUCUUGAUGUGUAUCGGUUUGGCACAGGCUGGGGUAUUGACAAUUGGAGCAGAUCCUAAUGUCUUUGUGUUUAGGAAUCUGAGUGUCAAAGGCACACUGGUGGGCAGUCGGAAGGAUACAGCUGCUGCGCUGGAUUUUGCACGCAGAGGAAUACUGCAGUCGAUCAGUGAAGUGUAUCCGAUUGAUAAAUUACCCGAAGCAGUGAAGAAGCUGGAGAGAGGAGAAGUGGCAGGAAGAAUGGUGGUGGAUUUCAAUAUGUGA